Molecule: messenger RNA, 1200 nt
Organism: Drosophila rhopaloa
Lineage: Eukaryota; Metazoa; Arthropoda; Insecta; Diptera; Drosophilidae
Gene: Uev1A
Product: ubiquitin-conjugating enzyme E2 variant 1
Exons: 4
Coding region: 87-524 (145 amino acids)
Biological process (GO): DNA damage tolerance; protein K63-linked ubiquitination
Cellular component (GO): nucleus
Source: RefSeq, a predicted model, not a curated record
UAUUGAGAGCGAAACGGUAUAUUUGUUUGGCUCUUCCGUGGUCACACCGUUUCUUUGACUUUGCCGCGGUCACACUAUUAACCACAAUGGCGAAUACAUCAAGUACCGGCGUUGUGGUGCCACGAAAUUUCCGCUUAUUGGAGGAGCUGGAUCAGGGCCAGAAGGGCGUGGGCGAUGGCACCAUAUCGUGGGGAUUGGAGAACGACGACGACAUGACGCUCACUUACUGGAUCGGCAUGAUCAUCGGUCCGCCUAGAACACCGUUCGAAAAUCGAAUGUAUUCACUAAAGAUCGAGUGCGGCGAACGUUAUCCGGAUGAGCCACCGACGCUCAGGUUUUUAACUAAAGUAAACAUUAACUGCAUUAACCAGAACAAUGGAGUGGUUGAUCAUAGAUCAGUUCAGAUGUUGGCCAGGUGGAGUCGUGAAUACACUAUAAAAACGAUGCUGCAGGAAAUCCGUAGGAUUAUGACCAUGAAAGAGAACCUGAAGCUGGCACAGCCGCCAGAAGGAAGCUGUUUUUAGUCGACAAACAUCCGUUAGCAACACCAGCAGCAGCUGCAGCAGCUCUGACUGCAACUUCAGCGGGAGCAGCAUCCACACUCUAUUCAGUAAUAGCAGGAAAAUCCCAUCAGUCCAAGUCCAAGACCAAGGUCACACAUUCGUGGAAGAUAUUGUGUAGUGCUGUUCCUUCGAGUUGCUGUGGCGGCAGCGAAUGAUUAUAAUGAACGUAAUAAAAAUCGAGUGCGGUUAUUGUGGAAACAUCAACAACCAAAUGCAAGCUAUACUAUAAGUAAAGGGAACAGCAGCGAAAAAUGCGAUAGAAGCGUCACUAUGAAAAGGUCGUCGUCGUCCCUUCCGUCAUGAACUAUGUCAUCGUGUUUGGUUACUUUACUUCUACUUCAGUCCCAACCAACAACUUCUUAUAUAAGAAAUAAAACAGCAGCGAAAGCAACAAGUAAACGCCUAUGAAAAAGAUGCGAAAAAUCAGUUCAUAAUUUAAACCCAGCAACAAAAUCCAUAAUCUAAUCGAACAGAAAAGUAAAGUAUGAAAAUUAUAAAGAUUAAAUGAGAUCACAACAUAAGAGUCGAGUUCUUUGAAAAGAGAAGCGUAAUUAUUGUUUUUUGCCUAAACUAAAAAUUUAUUAAUUAUAUACAUAAAGCAAAAUAUAUAUUAAUUUUAAUAAAACAAAGAACAACA